AUGAGGAGCAUGCCUAUCUACAAAGCUGAAACUCCAAUGGUUUUAUUUUUCCGCCUGGGUUCAUUGUCUGUGUCUAAAUCCCAGUUGAUGAACAUGUUGAUCAAUGACCGCCACAAUACAUUCUUCCACAGAAACUGUCCAGGAAGUACUAAAUCUCGUCAUUUGAUGGAUGGUGUGGCAGAGAUUGCCUGGUACUGCCCAGCUGGAAAACCUAACGAUUCCUUUACAAACUGCAUUGCUUUCUGUAAUCUUCAUGGCGAUGCUUUGUCAGUUGAAAAACAACGAGAAACACUGACUGAAAAAUCUUCAGUCACAGUUAUUCUUGUGCCAACUUUGGAGAAAAGUCAGGGAAGUAGUACAGUCAUCUCAACCCUGUACAAGUCUUCAAAACCUCUUAUAAUUCUUAUUGGUGAUGAGGACUUCAGUGCAGUUCAGAUGAAACCACUAAAAUACAAACUGGGUGUAAAAGACAGAAACCAGUCUGAUGUUUCAGAAGAAGUGAAAAAUAUUAUUGUAAAGAUCUUGUCUGGACCCCACACUUCUUUCAAGCUUGAAUCUAUGGUCAAAGUUUCUGGCAUCACAGUGGAUGAAAAAGAAACAGUUUGCCAAAAGGGACAAUCUGCUGCAAUGAACAUAGUAAAACUGAUCGACAACAAGAAUCUUGCCAACAUCAAAAAUCAUUUUUUCCCUUGUCAAGGUCAGCUUUGGCACGACUGGUGCAAAAUAAACAAGGAAAUACACCAUCUCAAAGGACAUAUUGAGAAGGAAAAAGUCAAAAAAAUUGACCAACAAAUGAAACUACGACAGGACCAGUGUACCGCUUCUAGUGAGAAACCCUGUAGUACAUUAAUGGAGUUAUUCACUGACAGUCUCAUGACUUUGCCACCAAAGGACAGAGAAUUUUUCUUGAAAUGGACUCAGAUACUCAUUGAUGCCCUCUUUACAGAUGAUCUGUCUUUAAUUCUCCAAAAGUAUGAUGAAGUAUGGUCCGAAGUCUUAGAACUCAAAAAGCAACAUGACAAAUCUGACAAAUUAAGACACAAACAAACAGACCUGGAAGAGUUGUCUAAAAAGCUGCAAUCAGCAACCUUUGGCCUGGAGCACAUCUUUAGAGAAAUGGGACAAAUCUAUGAAGCCCAUACAUCUAAGAAGAAACAAACACAAAGCCAAAAGACUAAAUGGACUAAAUACCCUGAGCUGGCUGCAGAUCUGAUGAUAUCAGGACACCCGAUGGAGCUGAUGGAUGGUGAUGCAGGUCAUGUGCCUUUAAUAUGGAUCUUUAGUCUUUUACAAGAAGUCAUCAAGAAACUGGGUGACAAGAGAGUUUUUGUGUUGUCAGUUUUGGGUGUACAAAGCAGUGGAAAGUCAACAAUGCUGAAUGCUAUGUUUGGACUGCAGUUUGCAGUGAGUGCUGGGAGGUGCACCAAAGGUGCCUACAUGCAGCUGGUUGAACUGUCAGAGGAAAUCAAGAAAGAUUUCAAGUUUGAUUAUGUUCUAGUUGUGGACACUGAAGGACUGCGUGCUCUUGAACUGGAGGGUAAUAACACUCUUCAUCAUGACAAUGAACUGGCAACAUUUGUUGUCGGCCUCGGAAACAUGACAUUGAUCAACAUCUUUGGGGAAAAUCCAGCUGAGAUGCAGGAUGUCCUGCAGAUAGUUGUUCAGGCGUUCAUGAGGAUGAAGAAAGUCAAUCUUACUCCAAGUUGUGUGUUUGUUCAUCAGAAUGUUGCAGACAUUUCAGCAGCAGAGAAAAAUAUGGAAGGAAAAAGACGUUUGCAAGAAAAACUGGACAAGAUGGCUCAACUUGCUGCCAAAGAGGAGGAGUGUGAUGCAGAGUGUUUCAGCGAUGUCAUUGCAUUUGAUGUGCAAAAGGAUGUAAAAUACUUUGGCCAGCUCUGGGAGGGAAGUCCUCCAAUGGCUCCUCCAAAUCCAGGCUAUAGUGAGAGUGUCCAAGAACUGAGGAACAUCAUUCUAUCUAAGGCCUCAUCGUCUCCUGGGAUAACUCUGUCACAUUUCAACAACAAAAUCCAGGAUCUGUGGAAUGCCUUGAUGAACGAACACUUUGUUUUUAGUUUCAAAAACACCCAAGAAAUUUCAACAUAUAGAAAACUUGAGGUCCAGUAUGGAAACUGGACUUGGGACCUGAGGAAUGAGAUGUUGACCAUUGAAAACCAGCUUUAUCUCAGAACUGAGAAGGGACAGCUUGACAAUCUGAAGCUCAGCCAUCUUUUUGAAGAAAUGAGAAAAACAUAUGAAAAAAUAAAAAAAGACAUUGCAACUUAUUUUGAGACAGACAAAGACAAAGACAUUUUGGUUCAGUGGCGGGGGAAAUUUGAAACCAAAAUCAAAGAGUUUCAUGAGGAGCUCGUAGGAGGAAUGCAAAGAAAACUGGAUGAAGUUAUCCAGCAGAGAAAUGCUCGUACAAACCUUGACAAGAAGAAGACAGAGUUUGAGGAGAAGCUGCUCCAACAGAGCAAAGAGCUCGCUCACCAGUUCAAAGGCAUUGCAAAAGAUGAAGAGAAACUCAAUUUUCAGUUCAAUAAAGUUUGGAGUCAAUGGGUUAAAGAAUUAACAUCAAAUGCAAAACCCAUAGAGGGUAUAAAACUGGAGAAAGACCAGUCAGCUGUCCUCCAAGAGCUUGGCAUUGAAUUGGAUCAUAUUGAUGAAUCAAAAAAAAGUCAGAGAUACAAAGACUUGUCAGAAGCUGGAGAUUAUACUCAUUACAUAACCUUUAAAAAGAGCAUGGAAGGUAAUGUAAAUUAUUUGAUAGCAAAAUUUUCUUCAUGUGAACAACAGACACUGAUCCGAUCUUUCAUUAAUGAUGUUGAACAAGACUGUCUGAAGUCCAUUGAGAGCAAACCUGUUGCAACAAGAGGCUACAGAUCAGCUUAUUUGCAGGAAGUGGCCAAAAAUAUUCAAAAGAAAGUGGCAGAGUUUCAGACGAGGCAGAAAUUUACAUUUAAAAAGGAGUUUACAGUUGAUUUGUCACUGUAUGUGUUUGACAGAGCAGCAAAUUGGAUUUUACAGUCUCACAAGACAUACAGAGAUAACAAUGAUAUAGUCACUGUUUUGAACAGCAAGAAAACAGAAUAUUACAACAUUUUCAGGAGUUUUUGUAGAGGCAACUCCACUGCUGUUGUGUUUGGAGAAAUCAUGAGUAAAAACUUGAAGGUCUCCACUUUUGAGGCUGUCUGUAACAAAACUGGUGUUGAAAUUGCUGGAGAGAUGAGGUGCAAUGUUCCAGCAUUCAGUGGAAACAGGUUGAACUUGGAGAAACAUGUGUUGGCAUGGCUCGCAGAGAAAGAAGAUUUUAACAGUUUCAUUACCUACAUCAGAAAUCCAAGGGACCAAGUUGAAACUUUUAUCAAAGAUGAAGUGCAGAAAUACAUGUUCACAACAUACAAAGACAAAGCUCUAAAUAUUCUGAAGAAAAAUGUCGAGAACAUUAGCAAAUUUGUCUGUCAAGCGUUGUUUGAGGCAACAGAGAACGUCAAAAAGAACCACGGAGACACAGACAUGUGGGUGAAGGAGUUUUCCCAUGCACUGAAACCUAACCUGACACUUGACACCAUUUACUGUCAGAACUUCAGGGAUAUCAACAAUUUUGACUUUCUUAAAGAAGAAUUGGAGAAAGACUUUGUUGAUGUCACUGAAAACAUGAGCCUCCUCUCCCUGGAUGCGGUGAUGAACUGCAGGCAGAAACCUGACCAAAUCCUCAUUGAUCAGCUGUGUGACUGCUGCUGGGAAAAGUGCCCAUUCUGUUCAGCAGUUUGUACCAACACGCUGAAAGACCACAGUCCUGAGAAACACAGUGUUCCUUUUCAUCGACCUUCAGGAGUUAAAGGCUAUUACAAAAGAGGCACAAUAGAUCUACUCAUUGAUUUCUGCACAACUCUAGUUGCAAGUGACAAAACUUUCCACCCUGAAUAUAACUCAAGUGAGAGUAUUCGCUUUAAACAGUAUGCAGAUGCCGGAGAGAAAUAUGCUUCAUGGAGCAUUACUGCUGAUGCAUCCAUGCUGACUUACUGGAAGUGGUUCAUUUGUCGCUUUGAAAAGCACCUGGAAGACCGCUAUAAAAAGAAAUUUCAGGGCAAAGGAGAAAUUCCYGAUGAAUGGAGAAACUGCAGUAAAAAAGAAGCCAUUGAAAGUCUGGAUGAGAUGUGUAGGUUGUAAAAAACAAAACAGGGAUGGUGUCAAAAGUAACUCACUUAAGAGUCCUUUCACCAUUUAUAAAAGGGCCUUUAUAAUUAAAAAGACAGAAAUACUGGCGUGAAGUUGCUCUGAAAUCAGUGAAGCAACUACAGUUUAUAAUUUUAUUAUAGUGCUUUUAUUCAAUAAAAUAUAUAGUUGAACAACAAUGCUUUGUAACAGUCCAAGUAACUAAAUGUUUGAUG
Molecule: messenger RNA, 4394 nt
Organism: Austrofundulus limnaeus
Lineage: Eukaryota; Metazoa; Chordata; Actinopteri; Cyprinodontiformes; Rivulidae
Product: interferon-induced very large GTPase 1-like
Exons: 1
Coding region: 1-4173 (1390 amino acids)
Molecular function (GO): GTP binding
Source: RefSeq, a predicted model, not a curated record